Molecule: messenger RNA, 2163 nt
Organism: Branchiostoma belcheri (Belcher's lancelet)
Lineage: Eukaryota; Metazoa; Chordata; Leptocardii; Amphioxiformes; Branchiostomatidae
Product: acetyl-coenzyme A transporter 1-like
Exons: 7
Coding region: 189-1826 (545 amino acids)
Cellular component (GO): membrane
Molecular function (GO): acetyl-CoA transmembrane transporter activity
Source: RefSeq, a predicted model, not a curated record
CUUACCGGCGUUCGCUGACCCCUGGGGCAUAUUUGCCUGACGUGGCCUUGCGUUAUUUUCGCACAGUCAUCUUCCAUUCUUCCGUUUGUUACGUGUCCUGAUUUACCCGAUAAUACUGGACCUGCCAUCUAACAUUGCCGUGCUGUGGACCUUGCUGUAUGGUCGGGCUUCUCGUCUGCAAUAUCUAAAUGUCGCGUCAACGAAGCCAACAUCCGAUGCAAACCCGCAGCCGGAAAUUCGAAGAAGUAUCCCUGGACGAAAAUUCAGAAAAAAUCCUCAUAGACGGUAGAAGAAAUGGCGGGAGGUUAGAAGAGAAUCACAUCGACGCUCCCUCGGAUUCGGACAGCGAAAUGGAUGAAAAUAGCAAACCUGACUUAAAGGGUGACCGCCACAACAUUGCCCUCUUGCUGUUUCUGUACAUACUGCAGGGGAUACCUCUCGGACUUGCCGGUUCGGUUCCUAUGUUGUUACAGAGUCGACAAGUUAGCUACCACCAGCAGGCUGUGUUCAGCUUUGUUUUUUGGCCGUUCAGCGUCAAGCUAGCGUGGGCGCCGAUCGUCGAUGCGAUAUACUCCAAACGCAUGGGGAGAAGGAAAACCUGGAUGGUACCUUCCCAGUACUUGAUCGGAAUUUUCAUGUUAUUUCUGUCCACCAAAGUCGAUAGUCUCUUGGGAGGCGAUGAAGACAGUCCAGCUGAUGUCAAGACGUUGACAUUUUUCUUCUUCAUGUUGAACUUCUUGGCUGCCACACAAGACAUAGCGGUAGACGGAUGGGCGUUAACAAUGUUGUCUCGGAGAAACGUGGGUUGGGCGUCGACGUGCAAUAGUGUUGGACAGACGGCGGGAUAUUUUCUGGGUUAUGUGCUGUUCCUUGCUCUGGAGUCUGCUGACUUCUGUAACAAGUAUCUCCGCAGUGAACCACACACAGAAGGCAUCAUGACUCUUGCAGGUUUUCUGUAUUUCUGGGGAAUAGUUUUUCUGGUCACUACCACCAUAGUGUGGAUCUUCAAGCGCGAGCGGGAACCACGGCCCAGCGAGGUGCCGGACGAGCAACACGGGAUCGUGUCCACGUACCUGCACCUGUGGGACGUGGUCAGACUACCCGCAGUCAAGGCUUAUGCCAUCAUCCUACUUACUCACAAGAUAGGUUUUGCAGCAGCAGAUGCAGUGACAGGACUGAAGCUGAUAGAAAAAGGAGUCCACAGGGAAAACCUGGCCCUGCUGGCUGUCCCUCUCACUCCCAUCCAGAUCCUGCUCCCCCUAGUGAUCAGCCGGUAUACUGCAGGCCCACGGCCCAUGGACACAUUCCUGAAAGCCAUGCCCUUCAGGUUGUUAAUGGGAGUUGAGCUGGCUGCCAUGGUGUUCCUGACACCGUACUUUAGAAACGAUGACGGCACCUUCCCACUCUACUACUACAUCAUGAUUGUUGCCAGCUAUUCACUACAUCAGGUGACCUUGUACAGCAUGUUUGUGUCGAGCAUGGCGUUCCACGCGCAGAUCAGUGACCCGGUGAUCGGCGGGACGUACAUGACGCUGCUCAACACGCUGUCUAACCUGGGCGGCAACUGGCCCUCCACGUUCGCCCUGUGGUUGGUGGACGAUAUCACCUGGUCCAGAUGUGAGGGCGUGGAAGGGUUAACCUGUGGAAGUGCAGACCUAAACAAGGCCUGUGAGUCAGCUGGUGGGACCUGUGUGACUUGGCUGGAUGGUUACUACAUAGAGUGUGCGGCAUGCCUGGUCAUCGGGUUGAUAUGGCUGAAGCUAAGGGCCAACACUGUUAAACAGCUACAGAACAAAGAACUGUCUGCCUGGUCAGCCUCAUCAUAGUGCCAAAGCUGUUUUGUUCAUUCACUGCCAAUGUGAAUUUAAACUUCUCACUCACACUCACUGUCCGGUCUAUCGUCUGUUGUUCCCCGUCUUCCGAGGGUUAGACAUGCUUGCACCGUACAACUGGGGCUUGAUGGCAGCACGCCACUUCUCUCUGUCCUGUGGGUUGAUCUUUUCUUUGUAAAUUCCUAGUGAUUCCACAACAAUCAGCUAUACUCUCACAAGGCCAGAGUUCAACAUGCCAGUGUCAAGGCCAGUUGCAAUGUCCAGUUCUAUUUGGCAUUGGCUUAAGGAAUAACAGAGCAUAGCAUGGGGUACAAUGUGUGAUAUUAAUGUA